AUGGGAAAGGUGUCCGGACUGUGCUUGUUCCUAGCGGCGUCGGCUGUGCUGCCGACCUCGGGCUUCGUGGCACCGCUGCCGAUCAGGACACAAGCAGCGAGGGCCCAGCAACGGUGGGCCGACGGGGCUCGAUCAACGACCGAAUGCCGAGGACGGUCAUCGUGCUCGGCUCUGAGCAUGACUGCCGGUGCCAUGGGGGGCGAUGCGACGGUGCCGGACUUGGAAGAGGGGACUGACUUUUUCGCUGCUCUCCGACCCUUGACUGAGGGACCGAUUUUCAAUGGCCUCCAGGCAGUGUUCGUGGUCGCGCUGGCGGGGCUCGUGGACGCGGGGUUCUCCGGAGACUGGCAGGCGAGGGGCUACCUCAGCGACGCGGCGGCAGACACGGCGCGAACGGCGUGCUUGACCGCGGCGGCGGCGCAUGUGGUCUUGACGGGCGCGGCGGGAUUCAUCGCCAAGGCGAAGGGGGAGGGUAUUGGUGCGGCGAUGAUCACCUUGGCGACUGGUCCGCUAGGGUUCCUGAAGGUGGCGGCUAUGCCUGACCAAGAGGAGCUUGAGGCGAUCGCUGCGAGCAAGGCCCCGCCGCUGUCCAUGGUGAUCAACACGCUGGAGCUGUCCGGCCGCCAGACUCCGGGUGCCGUCGUGCUGAGCACUUCGAUCAAGGCCAAGAAGGGCCGCGAGGGCACCCUGCGCAACCUGCUGGAGAGCCUCGUGGAAGAAACUGUGGACAACCAAAAGGACCUCGUGUUCACUUGCACUGUCAACCAGGACCCCGAGGACCGCACGGCGUUCUUCAUGCUGCAGCGCUUCCCCAGCCCCGAGGCCAUGUCUAGCUACCAGAAUACCGACACCUUCCAGUCCUUCACGGAUGGUGCGGAGGAAUGCAUCGCGGAGCCGAUGGGGCUGUACAUGGUGAACGAGCGAUCGGGCAAGCUGGGCGAGCCCGUGCACCCGUUCGGUCCCGGAGGGGAGGGCGGUCGCGACGACGCCAUCUACUCGUCUCCGGCGAACCUGCAGGGAUCGCUCGUGCCUGGCGCUGUUCGGUGAGCUACGCACGCGGAAUGGAAGCUGUGGUGGCGAAGCGUCGACUUGUCGUUGUGCGAUCGUUCUGCGGACCCCUUCUUUCUUCCUUUGUUCCAUCUGCCCUUCUACUUCAGUAGUUUUUGUUCUUGGGGGGUUGGUUGGCAAUCUAUCUCUUUUGUUACCGCAGGUUGCAGGUUGCAAAGUAUGUCACACCCCCUGGAUCGAUUUUGAAAGCUCGAUUACUCGGCAGAAAAACAGCUUUCCUAAAAGGUAUCUCUUUAUUUCGGCAUCCUCUUCGUUGUGGAUGAAGAGAAGUUUGAAAUUCGGUCCAAGAGGUGCGGUAGUAACGAAUGCAACCUACGGCAUGUCCUAAGGUAGGAUAGACAUGCACCGAUGGAAGGCGUUUCGGUGUGCGUACGACAUUUACAUGUUUUGUGAAUGUAUUUCGCAGCCAGCCACGGGUGCGGCCAGGGCGAGUCCGACUUGCCCUUGGUGUCUGUCGGGUGUACCGGGCGGUGCGCGCGACUGUGUGUGCUUGCCGCGCGGUAAAGUGUAGGGUAGUCGGCUAGAGUUUCGAUGGAAUAAUGAUAUGAUUUCGACUUGGUAUUUGUAGAGAGAGAUUGAGGGUGUUAGUUUUCAUUUUUCCUGUGUUGCUUAUGUCAUUCUGAUGGGGGUUCCGCAGGGCUUGAGGAGGGGGGGGGGAUCCUGUUUUAGGUGCACUUGUAGUAGUGCUAACUGGCUGUGGACUUGCUACUGGGACGUAGCAUACGGACGGCGUUGUGUAUGAUACGGAGAGCGGAGGAUUCGCCCAAGGGUUGCUAGGAAUCAUCGCCCAAACCGGUUUUGUGUGACGAUGCGGUUUCCUUGCUGACAUAGAAAGACGCACAAACAUAUUAUUUUCUAAUGAAUCCAAGACACAAGAACUCAAAAGGUGGGAUAUUGCUCCCGGAUUGCUCUCUCUCUUGUGUAGGUCCCUCUCCUUUGCCGCCGCCCGCCGUUCUCCUUGGGCAAGGGAUGAAGAUGACGAGUAUUCAUCGGUAAAUAUGCGGCACGUACGUAGUAUGCAACAUGAUGCGUGUACAAAUUUCAGAUGUUUUGCGCACUGUUUGUUGCUUUGCUUCUUUUCUCGGCGAUAUCUGCGUACGAUAUAACUGAUUUAUGUGUAUUUUGCUAGUAGUGACUGGGAGGUACCAGAGGUGAAUUUGAUCAAUAAGACAAACAAACGUCAAGGAAGGAAGAGUUCGUGCACAGACAGACACCUGCGCUGCCAAAAAAAGAAAACGUCAGGGGGUAUAAGAACCAAAGACAGACGCAUGGAGCACAGACAGACACCUGCGCUGCAGAAAGAAGAAAACGUCAGGGAGUAUAAGAACCAAAGACAGACGCAUGGAGGGAAUGAGCUGAAUAACAUGCGGCCCUUCGAUGCACGCGCCUGCCUCUGAAAUAAAGGUGCUCGAUCGCGGAAUGCUUACCAAACCUCCUGUCACAGCAUC
This is a messenger RNA of Ectocarpus siliculosus, 2516 nucleotides long. The record is from the annotation of a GenBank genome assembly. NCBI's taxonomy places the organism in Eukaryota, Phaeophyceae, Ectocarpales, Ectocarpaceae.